This is a messenger RNA of Ostreobium quekettii, 1221 nucleotides long. NCBI's taxonomy places the organism in Eukaryota, Viridiplantae, Chlorophyta, Ulvophyceae, Bryopsidales, Ostreobiaceae. The record is from the annotation of a GenBank genome assembly.
AUGUGGGGCCACGGAUCCAACCGCCUCUCGCCUGCACAGGAGGGCAACGCGGGUGCCGCUGAGAGCGCCACACCUACCGUGAAGAAAUCGAGAGCAAGCGCCCCAAAUGAUGGAGGCACCAAACCUGGAGACCACCAUUUGUUUUCUGUAAACGAUACAGCGGGAACUCUAAAGGAGCACUCCAGAGGACAGGGGCGAGGUUUCUACAACAAUCGGAAUGUUGGAAAAUCGGAACCGGCGUCGGAGGACCGGGCGCGCCUUGCUUCGGGCUUAUUCUCCCAUGAUGGGGACGACGCUCCCCUCAUGGGCACCGUUACCCAGCCAACCCGGAAUGCAGGCUCGGUUACGGCAAAGGGUGCGCAACUGCCUGGUCCAACAUUGGGAGGGACACCAAGGAAGAUCUCCUCCGAGUGUCCCCAUCUAAAGUUCGGGUUCCAGGGCGGGCCGGAGAGAUCCUGGUAUGACACAGACGACGACUCGGUUUUGAUAGGUGGAAAUGAAUGGGGCGCAGCCGGCCAAAACGAGGAAUGCCCGGUAGGAUUCAACUUUGGGCAGCACGGCUUCAAAUUUGGAAUAGAUCCCUCGCAGAAGGACGAAGUGUGGCACAAGGUAGAGGAAGAUGACCAUGUCCUUAUGGACACAAUGCCUUGCAACCAGCCUGCAACAGGUACGACAAGGACCAUAUUUUUCACCCCUGACACUUCAGAAGUGUCAGAAGUGCAAAUUGUGGUCCAAGGCCACUUCAGGGAUGGUCUCAGAAUUAACGUGGAGGAUCUCGGCUCCCGUUGGUCAUCCUGUAUAGAUGCCUACUCCGAAGAUUUCGAGGAGUACGAUGGUGACUUUGAGGACUACACAUCGGAUGGCGAAGUUCCGGACACACCCACGGUGGCCCAAAGGGUUCAAAUUCUGACCAACCUGCAAGAUUUCGAAGAUGGAUCCCGCGAUACUGCAGAAGGAGAGUGCGAGGUGGAAGACGACAUUCCACUCUCCCUGAAGCAGGGCCACCUCGCCAAUGUGCGGGCCAGGUGCAGGUUGCUGCUGGGAACCAGCUUUGAGGACGUCUACAAUUAUCUGAAGACCCUGAGGUCUUCUGCGAUGCCCUUCAGCGAGUCGGACGUCACGAGGCGCCUCCAGUCUAUGGUGGGCACGGAAGGGAGCCUUGAAGCGUGCUUCCAGGUAGACCAUCUCGUGUUCCAAGAGCUGCUAUUCGAGGGGAUCUGA